AUGCCAGGUUCCAGUUCCGCAAACGACCACACUUCAACCACAAUAAUACGACGAACCCCUCCAUACAUUCCCACAACCCUCGAGACCGUCCUCCUCUCCCUCUAUCCCUCAAUCCUCAUCCUCGGCUCCGUAUUCGCCCUCCUAGACCCUUCCACUCGCGCGGCGCCCUACAACACAACCACGCAAUCCCACCACGCCCCCGAAACCGCACCUUCAUACUUCGCGAAGAAGAGUAACCUCUUCAAUGUCUUCUUCGUGAAGCAAGGUUGGGCGUGGGUGACAUGCAGCUAUUUCUUCUUCCUCUUCACGCACCCAUCGACCGGCACGCCCUUCUCCCUCGUCCUCACCCGCCGUCGGAUCCGCGGUGCCCUGAGAUGGGGGAUUGUUACGAUAUGGUGGAUAGUCAUAACACAGUGGUUCUUCGGCCCGCCAUUUAUUGACCGCGGAUUCGUCCUCACGGGCGGGCAGUGCGAGUCGCUCGAGGCUGCGAAGGCGGGGGAAGUAGAUAUGGAUAUGCCGCGACUAUUCGUUACGGGCGUGACGUGUAAGGCUGGGGGGGGCCAGUGGAGGGGCGGUCAUGAUAUUUCCGGACAUGUGUUUUUGCUGGUUCUGGGAAGUAUGUUCCUCCUAGAGGAGGUGUUGUAUGUUGUGCUCAGGUCGACCGGGUCCAAGGAGGAGAGGACGGUGUAUAUGCUUGAUGGCGCGGUUAAAAGCGCCGAGGUUGAGGCUGCAAAUGAGAUACAGUAUGGGACGGCGGAAAGACCUAAGAUGUGGACUAUUGGGGCGAAGGUUGCGUUGGGUGUUGCGGGCCUGAGUAUUUACAUGUUGUUGAUGACAGCCGCGUAUUUCCAUACUUGGCUUGAGAAGCUUACCGGCCUACUAGUAGCAUUCGCUGCAAUAUUCUUUGUGUAUUUCCUACCGCGAGUCGUCCCAGCGCUCAGAGGCAUAAUCGGCGUCCCUGGAAUUUAG
Messenger RNA from Venustampulla echinocandica, 969 nucleotides. Its product is annotated as putative SCS3 Inositol phospholipid synthesis protein. Gene Ontology annotation, cellular component: endoplasmic reticulum membrane. Lineage: Eukaryota; Fungi; Ascomycota; Leotiomycetes; Helotiales; Pleuroascaceae. The record is from RefSeq and is a predicted model, not a curated record. The coding region runs from base 1 to 969 and encodes 322 amino acids. The transcript has 2 exons. Gene Ontology annotation, biological process: phospholipid biosynthetic process; lipid storage; lipid droplet organization.